UGUAUGAUUAGUUGAAGGAGUCGAGUUUAGAUUAUCUACUCAUCAAACAAAUAAAAAUGAUCUUGGGGUACGUAUCAUUAUCAGUAUCGAUAUGGUUGGUUAAAGGUAAGUAGAGUACCUCACCUCUCGGCUCGGAAGUGAGCAGUUGAUAUUAGAUGGAUAUAUUUACAACAGAAACCGCGAGAGGCAAACCUGCACACAUUGGAGAUGUGUCGUCAAGACGUGCAAUGGUAAAUGUACGACUGUCGGUGACUUUCUUUGCAAUCAGUCGGAACAUAACCAUCCGCCUGAAGAUGAAACCAGAGUGAACUUUGUCUGCAAUCUUCGUAAAAGAGCGCGAGAAGAAACCACACAGAUGCAGGCAUUGUACGAGGAGCAAGUCGCUCAAGUACAUGUAGAUGAAGCCAACAUGCCAGCGAUGCCGUCAUUUCAGAGCGUGAAAGGUGCACUUUACAGGCGUUACAUUCGAGCGUUACCCAGGUCGCGGUCAGCAGUAGACAUUGAAGACAAAUGGUCAGAGACAACAGAUGGACGUCCCUUUCUACUGUUCAGCGACGGCGACGAUGACAAGAUCCUGGCGUUCUCCACUGCAGAACAGAUACAAGCACGCCAGGAAGCUGACACCCUUUACAUGGAUGGUACCUUCACAGCAUGUCAAGGUUUAUGGGAUCAAGUAUACAUCAUUCAUGCCAGAGUUGGUCCCAACACCUUCCCUCUUGUGUUCGCCCUUUUGCCAGAUCGCCAAGCAACAACCUAUGGCCGGCUUUUUCGACAACUGAAGACAGAAGUUCAAGAGCGAUUCAACAGACCUCUGUCACAUAGCACACUUGCUUCGUCUGGGAUAAAUAAACUGUAAAAGUUAUUAAAUGUAAAGUG
Haliotis rufescens (red abalone) is the source of this 876-nucleotide messenger RNA. RefSeq lists its product as uncharacterized. The record is from RefSeq and is a predicted model, not a curated record. The transcript is spliced from 2 exons. NCBI's taxonomy places the organism in Eukaryota, Metazoa, Mollusca, Gastropoda, Lepetellida, Haliotidae. The coding region runs from base 356 to 856 and encodes 166 amino acids.